UCCGGCCCCCCUGAUCUUUCCACAGCCGGCUGCGUAGUAUCUAGAAGUAGCUGCCUGAGGUCGAAGAAGGAAUUUGAGAGUAUAAUAUUUCCAUUGGCCAAAUUUCUACUAGUCGCUCCUGGAGCAUUGUGCGCUGUUGUUUACAGCGGCUACGCCAACAAUAGCUUGCAGGUCAGCCAGGCUGCCAAGGUCAUCGCCCCUCAACUAUGA
Bipolaris victoriae FI3 is the source of this 210-nucleotide messenger RNA. RefSeq lists its product as hypothetical. The record is from RefSeq and is a predicted model, not a curated record. The annotation marks the transcript as partial. NCBI's taxonomy places the organism in Eukaryota, Fungi, Ascomycota, Dothideomycetes, Pleosporales, Pleosporaceae. The transcript has a single exon.